Molecule: messenger RNA, 438 nt
Organism: Effrenium voratum
Lineage: Eukaryota; Dinophyceae; Suessiales; Symbiodiniaceae
Source: the annotation of a GenBank genome assembly
AUGGCCAUGUUGCCUGUUUGGCAGAUGGUGCCCUUUUGCAGGCACGGAGCGGCGGCAGUCAGGUGCGCCCGAGCCUGCAACUGGACAGACAGUGCCAGUUGUCUGUUGACAGACCCUGCCUUCUUUCGCUUCAAUGACACUUCCGCGUUGCUUUUCUCUGCGCAGCUGGUGAAUAGAUACAUGUGCUUAGCUGAAAGCUUUCCUGGUGUGGGCCUGGCUGGAAGUACUUGCCCGAAGACCGUGGUGAGCCCUGUGCUUGUCUCUCGCAUCAAGCUGUUGGGAUGCACUUGCCCUGUCGAGUUCACCUCAGAUCUGCUCCAAGAUGCUGCGCUCUUCCACUGCCCAGGCCCGUCUAUUGCACGUCAGGCGCCUUGCCCGCCCUUGCCAGUAUUCCAAAGAGACCGAGAAGAGAAACAUCCCGACCCCUGCCCUUCCUGA